Effrenium voratum is the source of this 812-nucleotide messenger RNA. NCBI's taxonomy places the organism in Eukaryota, Dinophyceae, Suessiales, Symbiodiniaceae. The record is from the annotation of a GenBank genome assembly.
GCGAGAAGAGAAUCUUGGCAAUGGCGCAUAUGCUUGGAGUGGUGGAUUCCCACAACAUGCCUGAAGAUGGAGAAGUUCGAGGAGUUCGUGCUGGAAUCACUUCAGUACACAAUUCGAAGACUAUGCUUAUUGGAAUUCUUUGCAACAUGCUCUUGAGUGGUGCAGAUGCAGCAGAGUCAGCGUAUGUGGUUUGCUCGUGAUGUUGCUUUGUACACAGUGGUGCAUGAUCAAAAUAUUGCGAAAGGUACAUCAGCAGAUCCUGACUUUUGUCAAUGCCGAAUCAGACAGUAGGUCUGAGCAGCUAGAUGCACUUCGAAGUUUGGUGCGAAAGAGACUUGGAGCAGGUGAAGAAGCUGAUCCUUUGGACGAUGAUUCCUGGCAGAAGCAAUUGGCCGAGGUUGGAAUCAAUUGGAGAACUGGAGAGACUCUUUCUCCAGCUACAUCGGCUUCGGGUGAUGACAGAGACAUUGAGUAGCAAAGAAAGGUGAGUUUUCGCAUGAGAUGAGACUUCAGAGAGACGAAUGUUUUCCGUACAGUGUGGAGAAGCUUUAGUACGAGCUUUCCGUACAGACUCGUUUGCUGAAGUGCUCUUGAAAUUAGAGCAAAAGCAAAUGUUCCUAAGGAACAUGUCUUUUGAGGCGGGGUGAUAAGAGAAUUUGAACCCUUCAUGCCUCUUAGGAAGAGCCCAAUACACUUGUAGAGGAAGACCCUUGAAUAAUCUUGGGUGAAAGUGCCACAUGUGCUUGUAUAGGACUCACAUGUUUUUGCGCUAGAGUUUUCAUGUCGGUUUGGCCUUAUGGCUUUGAUGCGUG